This is a messenger RNA of Pipra filicauda (Wire-tailed manakin), 6269 nucleotides long. It is a transcript of the gene ATOSB, whose product is annotated as family with sequence similarity 214 member B. The coding region runs from base 2732 to 4579 and encodes 615 amino acids. The transcript has 10 exons. Lineage: Eukaryota; Metazoa; Chordata; Aves; Passeriformes; Pipridae. The record is from RefSeq and is a predicted model, not a curated record.
AGGCUGCAGCUUGGUUACCAAGAGGGAGGCCCGAGUGCCUGUGCUCAAGCACCUCCCUUGCAGGGCUCUUACAGUAAAAGGAAGUGUAUUGCAAGAGGGGCUGCAGUGGGGAUGGGCAGUUCCACCAGGCAAAUCCUGUGUGCACAACCCUUGCUGCCCUCCCCACUGCAGACACUUGGCCUGCUCUCUCUGCCAACGUGUAGAUUUGACGCCUGUGUCCGGAGCUGGUCAGAGUAAUUCAGCAUCCCUGGGACUUUCUCCUCUGCUCCGCGGUGCCCAGUGACCAUUUGGGGAGGUAGGGAAAGGUGAUGCUGCCGUGGUUCUCUCAGGUGGGUCUCAGGGACUCAUCAGAGGAGUGUGUGUGAUGAGGCAUGGGCUGGUGGGGCUGCAGAUGUGUGGCAACCAGGGGUGGGAGGAGAGUGGGGUAAGUUGAGGUGUGAGCUGCAGCAAUAAGGAGGCAACAGAGCACAGGUAAGGAGCUGGGGACACCCCUUGGGGGGUUGAGGAAACAGGGCAGGACCUGCGAGUGGUGGAGGUUGGGGUGGGUAUGAAGAAGAGCACACUUGUGGGGAUACAGAACCCAGCUGCCACGUGAAGGAUGUGGGGAAGGUGAAGUGGUGUGCAUCUGGGUUCAGGCAGUGUGGAUGGCUACAGGGUGUCAGGGUACAGAAGGAGCUGGCUUGGUAAGGAGCAAAGACGGGGCUGUGGAUGCCUGGGGCUGUAUACAGUGGUGAACAGAGAAGAGAGGUGAGAGCAGAGGUGGGAGCAAAAGGGAUCCCAUCACCUGCUGAUUUCUGUGCUGUCUUCUCCUGGCUCAGAAAGCGUCACCCCACUGCCAGAGCUCCCUGUCAGAGGCUCCUAUUUAUGUACCCAGCUAGUGGUGCUGGAGAACGGGCUGGGCUGUUCGUGCUGCACAUGUAGAUCAGGCUUCCCAUGGUGCACUGCCCAGGACAGGGAGCUGACAGGAUGGGAGUUACUGUGAUUGCCUUGCCACUGGAAUUGAGUUAAACAGGUUGGAAUAGGGUUUGCAGGGCUUCUGAUAACACCAACCCCAGGAUGUUAUUCCUCCUCUUGGGAGAUCAAGUAAAAAGGACUAUUACUGCUAACAUUUGUGCAUUACUUAGAAUGGUGAGGGCCUAGUCCAGCUUGGACCUGGGGGAUGCCUCCCUUGGACAAAUACCCUUAUCGAACUUGAGACGUGGCAGCAUGUUGGUGCCCUGGUCAUGGCCAGAGACCUCAGGUGUCAUGCAAGCACAGAGCAGAAGUGGCCCCUUUGCCAAGACCCACUUGCCUUCUCACAGCCAUCCUGUAACUGUCGACAUAGGCAUGUGACUUUGUAAUCACCAACGGUGGAAAAUUUUCCAUUGCUUGCAGUUGGCAUCAAGGUCUGGCCUGGAGCAGCCAGUCUGCACGGUCACCCAGUGGCCAGGGUCCCUGUCCCUCAGGCCACCGCCCCUGGAGAGGGACAAGAGGACUGGAAGGGAGCUGGCCGACAUGUCCCUGUGCCUGGGUGGCCAGGGGCUCACUUUCACUGCAGGUACUUUCUUUGUUGCCUCAGGGUGACAGCUGAGGCCACUGUGGUGCUGCAAGGCCAGCACCCUGGGGCUCCCCAAGGCUGGCAGGUGCGGUGCCGGCUGCACCUUCCCCUGCGGACGAUGGUGCACGGCAGCUACACCAAGGUGAAAGGACGCAGCUUUUUAUGAGGCAGAGCCAGCCCGGAGGAAUUCGCUGCUUGUGGACAGCUGUUGUCCUGGGCCUGGCUUGUGUCCUCCAGCACUUCCCACUCGGCCCUUCCUCGGGGAGGGGAAUGGGAGCUGCCUACCCUCCAGACUCCCUGUGCCAGGCGAGUGAGUGGGUGCCACCUCCGGCUCGCGGGGCUGAAUAGCCGCGGUGGAGCCCAGCAGCAUCCUGCUGCCUCUGCAGGGAUCCUCUUGGGCAGCGGAGAGUUUUCCCCACCCCCAGCUCUGCCGCUGCCUCUUUGUUUUCUGGCAGAAGCCUCUGUGCCUUUUCAUUGCCGUUGAGGCGCCGAGCAGGAGCCUACAUGUGCCGUGUGCGCGUCUCGCCGGGAAUGUGAUGCGGGCUGGGAAGCCUGCCGGGCCAGGCAUCUCCCCUGCAGGGCUGCGGAGGCCAGACGGCAGCUUCGGGGUCUCCUUCCCAUGGACUGUUCCUCCGGUCGAGCAAGGCUCCGAGGCCGCUAGUCUUCUUCACAAAACCCUGUUUCGCGUUGGCAGCGCUUCUGCACCUUGCCACAAGUAGAGCAUCAAAGCUGCAGUGCCGGUGGAUUAUGACUGCAGGGGAGCUGUGUUGCAUCUGCAAAUCUCAGCUGUGCAUCAAGGGCACAUCUGAGCAGAGCCCCUGUGGACACUGAAGAGCUGGAGAGGACGUUGCAGAGGCUCGGAGGCACACCGUGAUGGUGGGAGCCAUUCCACGGCAGCCACGGCGCUUCUGGGGGGUGCCUGACUGGCAGGUGUCUUCAGCUGGUUGUGCCAACGACCGCCUGCUGUGGGACAGGGAAGUUAAUCCGGAGAUAAGCAGGGUUCUGCUGCAAAGGGAUGCUGUGCUGCAGACCACUCCAUAGUGGAGGGCUCAAACAGAGAUCCUGAGCAAGGGGGGUCCAGCUUCCACCCCCUGCCCUUGCACCCUGACCUGUGGCACUUUACAGUCCCACUCCUGCUGCUGCAUGGGCUGCUCUGACUCCGGCUCCGCUCGGAGUCCAGGCAAGUGAGGCUCCAUGCGGCACAUCCACACAGAGACGUCCCUGCCCCCGGAGCACAGCACAGACCCCAGCCUGUCCCGGCCCAGCGGAGAGGCGCCCUUGGAGCCCUCCUCGCAGCGCUGCACCCACCGCAGCAUCCUCAUGGGCUACAACGAGACAGAGAUCAAGCGCCAGAAGGUUUACCAGGUCUCCAUCUUCUCCCAUCUCUCCAGCUCCUCUGAGAGCACGGAGCAGCGGGCAGGCAGCCAGCCGGCUGUCAAAAGGGGAUACCCUGAGCAGCGAACUCUGGAGGGGGGGCGAGAUCCCAAACGAACUCACUGGGGUGACAGGGGGGUGGAGAGCAAGCGCGAUGGGGGCCCUGGGCAGCCUUCCCUGGACGAUGACGAUUCCUUUGAGGAUGGUCUGCUGGUGGAGGAGUUAUCCCUGUGCGGCUCUGCCCAGCACUUCUCCCACAGCGGGCUGCGUGUGGUGGAGCACCGCUGUGAGGGCAGCCCCAGCCACAGCCCCAAAGCCAGCAGAGAGGACAAGUCACAGUAUGUCUCCUCGUCCUCCUCCUCCUCCUCCUCCUCCUCCUCCUCCUGGCCCCAGCACAUUGCUUGCAGUACUUUGCACAUGAGAGACAGUUGCUCUGUCUCAUCGGGGGAUCAUCCCACAGACUAUGGAGAAAAUGGGGAGCCAGCAAGUGGCCACAAUGUACUUCACCUUGAAUUGCACAGUAUUGCACAAACAACCCAGUUGGACUCUGGUGGGAAGAGAGAGAAGCCAGCCAGCAGCCCAGCUCACAGCAGCAGGGCUGGUGGAGAAGAUGAAGGGUCAGUGGUAGGCAAUGGGUGCAAAGAGCCCCCAGCUCCACAGACAGCGCUCAGUCCUGAGCCCAGCAACCUGAGCUUCCAGGAGACAACACCCUGUGGGAGCAGCCACUUCAGCAGCAGCUGCCCAGCCAAAAGGAAGUUGCUGCCUGCUGGUGAGGUUGCGGCCGACUCCUGCUCUGAGGAUGAGAGCCUGUCCCCACCGGCAAGGAAGAAGAGGGUCCUGCCAUGCCACCCUGUCCCCACAGCGUGCCGCAGCACUGAUGCCAAGGGGGCCCCUUUCUGGAAUCACCUGCUUCCUGCUGCCAAGAGUUCUGCAGAUUGCACUGCAGUCGGGAGGAGGCUGAAGAGCGGGCUGCGCCUCAAAUCGCGACAUCUCCGGAGCAGCCUCCGGAGGGGCACCAGGUCUCCCACAGCACCCUGGGCCACCACCACUGUCAGCCAUGCUCUGCUGGGCAACUUUGAGGAGUCCAUCCUGAAAGGGCGCUUUGCCCCGUCGGGGAGGAUCGAGGGUUUCACAGCCGAGAUUGGUGCCAGCGGCUCCUACUGCCCCCAGCACGUCACCCUGCCCGUUGACGUCACCUACUUCGACAUCUCUGAACACAGCGUGCCCUCACCUUUCCUGGGAGUGAUUGACUUGGAGGCCUUGGGAAAGAAGGGUUACAGUGUCCCCAAAGCUGGAACCAUCCAAGUGACCUUAUUUAACCCCAACAAGACUGUGGUGAAGAUGUUCUUGGUGACAUACGACUUCCAGGACAUGCCAGCCAACCACAUGACCUUCCUACGCCAUCGCAUCUUCCUGGUGCCCGUGGGGGAGGAGGAGGGGGCCACCGUGGCCUCCAGCGACCCACUGGGCACCAGCCCACCCCGCAGGGUCCUCUGCUACCUGAUGCAUCUGAGGUUUCACAGCUCCAAGUCGGGGAAGAUCUACCUUCACGACGACAUCCGGCUGCUUUUCUCCCGCAAGUCAAUUGAGGUGGAUUCGGGGAUCCCCUACGAACUGAAAUCCUUCACAGAGAUGCCCAGGAACCCCUGCUACUCGCCCCGGGCCUGACUUUCCUCACCCCCCAGGGCUGCUGGGGAGCCUCCAGCCCAGCACUCUGGGGAGAGAUGAGUAACAGGCCAGCAAGCAAACACUGCUUUGAAACAUCGCCCAUCCUCCUGACCAGCACGGACACCACGCCCUGCAGCAGGGCUGGGAUCAUCCAGGGGGCUUCACCCAGAGGGGCAGGGGCUGAGAAGCAGGCCUGGCACCGCAGGGACAUGCCCAAGCCUUCUGCUGGUGCUGCUCCCAGCUUGGAGACUUGUCUGUGGCUGAGGUGGGUGGGAAGUGAAGAGUUGGGCCCAGGCUCUGGGUAAGACUACCCACAUUGGCCCUGGGGAUGGGAGCAGAAAGUGUGGAAGGGUUUGUAUUUAUUAGUAUUUAUUGUUGCUGGGAGCGCAGAAGAGGCUCGUGCAUAGGACCUGAGAUGCUGUGCUUGUUCUUCCCCCUGACCCUACCAGUGCAGGGUUGCCCCUUUUGGGGCAGGUCUGUGGGGACUGGGAGGGUCACUGGGGAAGGCAAAGUGACCCACCUCUUGGCCUGGGUGCAGCUCCCAGGCCAGGGCUGUGUUAAAAGACUGGGAGAGGCUGGGCCUUGCUGGGCACCAGCUCUGCAGGGCCAGCCCCACUCCAAGCAAUCCUCUGACUCCUUUAGGGCAAGGCAGACCCCAUGGGGUCAGUGGCAGUCAGGGAAGUGGCCAUUGCCCUGGUUCCUAAGGCUCAGAGACACGGCUGUCACGUGGAUGGGGACCUGGGGCUCUUUGCAGAAGCAUUGGGGAUAGCCCUCUCUGGGCAAGAGCCUCCAGAGCACGUGCACCGCGGAUCUGAGAAGAUUGCCAAAAACAAGGAGCCUUGCACCAUUUGCAGGUGUGGGGUGAAUCCCAACCAGGAGGCAGCUUUGGGCAGGGGUGUGCCGGCAGCACCAUCAGGGGCUGGAGGAUGGGCAGGACCUCAGUCCCUCGGGUGAGGGGAAGCAACAGGGACAUCAAACUCUGGGCCCUCAGGAGGGGGUCUGGGGGUGACCCCAGAGCAACACUGGGAGUGCUCCCCAGUAGGAGCACUCUGGGAAGCUGCAGGCCAAGCCCAGGGAGGUGAGGGGGGCAGGGGUGAGAGGGUGAAACAAACUGGAACAUGCCUCGUCUGUAUCACCUCUCUUCCUGAGGUCUCUGCAAGGCUCCCCAAGCCCCAGACACGUCCCCCCACCGGCUACCUCGGGCCCCCCUGGAUUCCCGUUGUUUCCCACGGAUCCCAGGCCGGGGCAUGGGGAUGGGCCGGGACAAGGGGAGGCCUGGGAGGAGGUCCUGCUCUCCUCUGCCCGAGGGCAGCCGAGGGGACUCCGGCCCUGCUGGGCUGGGAGGAGGGUGGGGGCCUGAACCCCCUCACACACGCAGCGGGGGCUGAACCUCCCUCUCCCUGGGGGCUGCUCGCCCCACACCCAGGGCCCUGAACCCACCAAACACCCGGGGCCUGAACCCUCCACACCAAGGGACUGAGCCCCCCCAAACACCAGGGGACUGAACCCCCUAACAUCGGGGGCCGCUUCUCCCCCGCCCUGGGCACCGGGGGCCGCCAUGACACCGGGGUCUCUCUCGCCCUCACGACAUCGGGGCUGCCCCUUUCGCCGCGGGGUCGCGAAGGCCGUGCCGGUACUUUUUCCUGUUCGUUUCUAUUUUAAUAAACGCCCGUUUGGAGCCCGAGAACAA